Messenger RNA from Onychostruthus taczanowskii (white-rumped snowfinch), 1707 nucleotides. It is a transcript of the gene ST6GALNAC1, whose product is annotated as ST6 N-acetylgalactosaminide alpha-2,6-sialyltransferase 1. NCBI's taxonomy places the organism in Eukaryota, Metazoa, Chordata, Aves, Passeriformes, Passeridae. The record is from RefSeq and is a predicted model, not a curated record. The transcript is spliced from 9 exons. The coding region runs from base 1 to 1707 and encodes 568 amino acids. Gene Ontology annotation, molecular function: alpha-N-acetylgalactosaminide alpha-2,6-sialyltransferase activity.
AUGCGCUGCCCCAGGAUAAGGCUUCCCAAAAUUGCCAAAGCCCUGCUUUGCCUCUUUGCUGUAACACAGUUCUGCCUCUUCUUUGGCAAUUCCAGCUCCUUGUUUGACUUGGCGAGGACAAAGAUUUUCAGGAAAUUGAACAUUUUCCAACAUGCCCCAGAGACACAACAAGUGGACCACCAAGAGCAACAGGGUUUAAACUAUUCUGAUAAUGGGAACUCCGGGGGCAUUUUAAAGGUGACUUCAGGAGGAUACAUCAUAAUACUCAAAGAUGUGGUGGAGAAGACACCAAGAUGGACGGGAAAGGAGGAGCAGAAGGAAAAAAUGAAACCAGUUAUGAGCGUUAAGGAAGCAAAGGAGAACAUGGCUGUGAAACCACCACCCCAGCUGGAGGGAGUCAAGAAGACAACAGUGAAAACAACCCCUAUGGUCCAGGGAAACAAGGGGAAAACAACAGUGAGGCCAGCUCCAUGGGUGGAAGAAGCCAAGGAAAAGACAACAGUGAAACCACUUCUCAGGGAGAAGGGAGGCAAGGAGAAGGCAACAGUGAAACCAUCCUCUGGGGUGAAGGGAGCACAUGAGAACACAACCAAAGACCAAGCAAAACCCAAAGCACCUCCUGCAUCAAUGAAAACUGUAGGACCUGCUCCUCAGGCUGCUGCUGUGACACAGAAGAGGAAACUGAGCUCUGCUAACUUCACAUCUGAGCCACAGUGGGAUUUCGAGGAUCAGUACCUGCUGGAUAACUCAUCCCCGCCCUCGACCUGCUCUGAAUCAGUGAGGGCCAGGGCUGCCAAGUCUGCCUGGCUGCAGGAUCUUUUCCUGCCCAACAUCACACUCUUCAUGGACAAGAGAUACUUCAGUGACAGUGAAUGGAACCGCCUGGAGCAUUUUAUACCCCCCUAUGGCUUCAUGGAUCUGAAUUAUUCACUGGUAAAGGAGGUCAUAUCCCUGCUGCCCCCACAGCCCCACCAGCAGCUGCUUCUGGCCAACCAUGACAGCAGCGUGCCCACCUGCAUCAGCUGUGCUGUUGUGGGGAAUGGAGGAAUACUGAAUAACUCUGGGAUGGGCCAGGAGAUUGACUCCCAUGACUAUGUCUUCAGGGUCAGUGGGGCCGUAAUCAAGGGUUAUGAAAAAGAUGUGGGAACAAAAACCUCCUUUUAUGGAUUCACGGCCUUCUCCCUGGUUUCCUCUCUUCAGAUCUUGGGACACAGAGGGUUCAGCAAGAUCCCGUGGGAUGAACACGUCAGAUACAUUCACUUCCUGGAGGGAGCAAGAGACUAUGAGUGGCUGAAGGCCCUUCUGUUGAACAAGAACAUCAGGAAAGGAUUCUUGAACCUCGGCGGGCAGAAGCCCCGGCAGAAAUUCAAUGAAGAUUUCACAAUGGACAAAUACCUGGUGGCUCACCCUGAUUUCCUCAGAUACAUGAAAAACAGGUUUUUAAAGUCUAAAAAUUUGGAAAAGCACUACUGGAGGCUGUACAGACCCACAACAGGGGCCUUCCUGCUGCUGACUGCCCUCCAUCUCUGUGACCGGGUCAGUGCCUAUGGCUACAUCACGGAGGGGCACGAGAAGUACUCGGAUCACUACUAUGACAAGGACUGGAAAAAGCUGAUUUUCUACAUUAACCAUGACUUCAACCUGGAGAAGCAGGUGUGGAAAAGGCUUCAUGAUGAGAAUAUCAUGAAACUUUACCUGAGAAUCUGA